GCCUACAAAUGUCCAUCGUAAUGUGGUAUCGUCCGUCUGUCGCGCCGUUUCAGGUUUUAGAUAUCCGGAUAAUCUAUCCGACGACUUCGCCUUGUUAUACGGACGACUGCCCAAAGAUUGCAAGCAAACUUGGAAUGAGCGCACGACGUUCGACAGCCAACUCGGUCGUUGGCGACGUCGCUUUGAGUGCUGGCUCGAACGAAGCGCGGACUCGCCAACUUAGCCAGGUAAUAUGCCUACAUGGCUGCUGGGUGAUGAGCCGUACAUGAUGCAAGUAGAAUGGGAAGGCGCUGUUCCGCCACGCAGUGACUCAUCAACUUGUGAUCGACGAAGGCUGCCGGUCGGACGAAAACGUGAGCAACAUCACGCUGAGAGACAACGAAAGCAUCGGGUCUGAGCUGGAGAACUUUAACGAGUGGAAGGUGUCCCAUGGGGUGAAGGAGAAGGAUCCCCCCGCGUUGGUCCGACGUGGCAGCGAUUCCGUGCGGGCCUCGAUUGCGAACAAGCGGCGAGCCCGAAAUACAUUUGUUUAUUCCGGAUAAUGCUUUAUUCGGAUAUUGUUCAAAAGAUUCUGUUGCCAAAGCCCAAACAAAGCAUGAGUUUUGCAGUCGAGCUCGUUCAUGCGGUAAAUGGACUCGCCGAAAGCUUGGCAGCGCACCCCCAAGUCGAUGCAUGUGCCGUGCUAAGUGUCCUUUCCCACACGUACCACCAUGCGUCAGGCUCGGCGACCGAUCCAGCAAUUGAAGCCGUGACUGCCGCAUCACGUGCCGUGUUAUCUUGCCUACUAUCCGGCCCUUCUUCUUCGAAUGAUUCCGUCCUUCGACAAUCGGCUCUUCCCCCGCGCGUGGUGUCCAGUAUCAGCGACACCACGUCGAUCUUGGCAGACGCCGCCGUAUCCAGGGCUAUUCCGCGACUGAAUCGUCUAGAUUGGCGCGUGGAUAUAAAUGUAGCGUCUAGCGCGUUGGAGAGCAUUUAUCAGCCCAGCGUGGUCCUCCGCAUGCAGUUGUCCAAUGGGCGCCAGCACACCGUGGAGCUGUCCCUAGCCAAGUUUCAUGAGCUUCGCUACAACACUGCCAAGAUCCUCCAGGAAAUGAACCAACUGGAGCGCCACCCUAUCCUCCGCCUCACUCGCGAAGGCCUCACGACCACUAGUAGUACUUAGCUCCACAUCAUCAUUGGCCACAUUGCCAAUGCUUCUCUAUCUAGCCUCACUAAUACGAGUAUACAACGAUAAAUGUCCAUUCUUUACUCAGGACUAGUACUCGACACUGGAUUCGUGUAUUUGUUUCGUACUCGCCCCGCCGGCGAAUUCUGUGGCCAGCGUGUCGUGCAAUGUGCGACACGGUGGCACUGGAUGCUGAAACACAUCCCACACUCGCCCGAGGGCCGGGCGGCCAUGGCUCAUGGCGUGGAACGUGGACGGUGCGAAGACGCGCGAGAACCCCACCGUGAGGAUCGCCAGUUGAAUCAAACAUAGCGUCCAGAACCAACCAUAUUGGUGACGGUGAACGGGGGGUACGCAUGCCUCGUACACGCCCCACUGACCGCAUCGCAGGAGGAGGUACCCAAGGACAAUCACUCCUUUGCCUUUGAGUUUGAACUUGGGGGCAAUGUCGGCAUCGAAUGCCUUGACCAGUUUCACCCAAGUCAGUACCGCAAGCACAGUCGCUCCCAAGUUGCACAGCGCCAAGACGACGCGAAUUGCAGUGUCCGUUGGGUUGUUGUUGUCGCUGCUGUCAUUACGAACUGCCACGCCAUGGAUCGCCCCCAAAGUGACCAACGUCGGAUGCACGAACGCAAACCAUAGAACGACCCGGCGGAUGGCCACGUACGUGGCUCGGGCGUGACGAACUUGGUCAUAGUCUUGCGUCGACGCGUCGUCGUCACGGGGCGAGUCAAACGCUGGCGUGGGGGGGAGGGUGUAGUGCUGGGGGGGGUGCUUGGCCAAGACGUCGAUGGCUCUUUCGGUACCCCCCAACUGUACGAUCACGAGAAAGUAGGCGGAGACGAGGACGAUCGAGUCGACGGAGGCGGCGGUGGCUUCGACUGCAACUUGAAGCGCCUGAAAUUGCAGUGACACGUUUGUGUCGAGCGCCAUUUUGGCCAAGAAGAGUACACUGGAGAGUCCCAACGCAAUGGCACAACGCAUCGAAAUGGUUUGGGCCAAUGGGUUGAUCACAUGCGUGAUGUGGCGACGGAUGAAUAUGGCGCUGACAAAGGCGCAGAGGACUGUGGCGGCAAUCCCGAGUACCCAUUGCAUGAUGAUACACCCAAGGUCGUUGAGUUGAUGCGCUUCUUCUUUGGCUUUCGC
Aphanomyces astaci is the source of this 2311-nucleotide messenger RNA. RefSeq lists its product as hypothetical. The transcript is spliced from 4 exons. The record is from RefSeq and is a predicted model, not a curated record. Gene Ontology annotation, cellular component: nucleus. The coding region runs from base 542 to 1162 and encodes 206 amino acids. NCBI's taxonomy places the organism in Eukaryota, Oomycota, Saprolegniomycetes, Saprolegniales, Verrucalvaceae.